Molecule: messenger RNA, 2606 nt
Organism: Nelumbo nucifera (sacred lotus)
Lineage: Eukaryota; Viridiplantae; Streptophyta; Magnoliopsida; Proteales; Nelumbonaceae
Product: RNI-like superfamily protein
Biological process (GO): SCF-dependent proteasomal ubiquitin-dependent protein catabolic process
Cellular component (GO): SCF ubiquitin ligase complex
Molecular function (GO): protein binding
Source: RefSeq, a predicted model, not a curated record
UUGUAGAUAGAGUCCCAAAAAACAUAAUCAUCAAGUUAUCCCUGAAUAUCCGCAAGACGCAGACGCCAACCAGCUGGUUGAUAAGGUCUCCUUCAAAAGAUAUCAAAAGAGUCGUCCUGAAUAUCCUGCUUUGGAGGAGUUGCAAACGUGUAACAGAGGUGGCAGACAAAAAUGCCCUCCUUAAUCUGAGAUCGGAUCUGCUCAGUGCUCCUCACUGAGCGCGCCUCACUUGGUCACUCUGAUCUCACACAGGCGCGCUCUGUCAAAACAACCUUUACCUACAUUUUUCCACGUGGCAAUAGUCAGAUGAAGUGGGACUCAGGCUUGAGGCUUUGAGCCACCUAUGAAGGGAAUGUGUGAAUGUGAUACCCAUUCAGGUCCAAUGUGCUAUUUGAAUUUCAAAAACACCGAUAUCUAAAUCUUUCCAUUAAAAUAUUCGGUACUUCCGCAUCCACUACUAUUAAAAUCCGAAUCCUCCCUUCCCCCAAAAUAACCACCACUAGUCACCGGUUAACGGCUACUAGUUCCCAUAAAAAGGUGGUUUCUCUCUCCUCCUCCGGUACCGAAGAAACCCUAACGGAGUUUCAGCCCCGUCACAGGAGAAAAUGGAGGAGUGGUGUCAAGAUUUGCCGGAGGAAUGCUGGGAAUCGGUGUUCAAUCGCCUCGACCAUCACCAACACUUCGAAGCCCUCUCCUUGGUUUGCAAGCGGUUUCUUUCCAUCUCCAAUCAGCUUCGAUCCCGUUUGACGAUCUCCAAUCCCACAAUUAAACUUCACCGAGGCGUUUCUAGUCUCCUCCAAAGAUUUCGUGGGAUCAAACGGAUAGAUCUCGUCGAUUUCCAUGGCGAUCUAGAUCGCCUUGUUCGCGAGAUCGCGCGGUCUGGAUUGAAGAUUGAAGUUCUCAAUAUGUCCAAGCAGAGAAGAGUCCCUACCAGAAGCUUGGAGGAAUUGGGUGCAAAGAUGAGGUCUCUGAGGAUUCUAAUCUGCUCGAGACUUUGCUUCUUGCAGGACAGCGAUCUGAUUGCUAUUGCCGAUUCAUUCCCGUCACUUGAAGAACUAGAUAUCAGUUAUCCCGAGCAAGAUUUCGGUUCUUCGGCUGAACAAGAUUCUGUUUUUCCAGGUAUGGUCACCGAUGCGGGGAUUACGGUGUUAUCGUCGAAGCUUUCUUCUCUCCAGAAAAUAAACAUCUCCGGAAACCAUUUAAUUUCGGAUCGAUCUCUUGUCGCUCUUUCAUCCAAUUGUAAGUUUCUGAGAAAAAUCGCGGCAUUUGAUUGCAGUUUCAUAAGCCAAAAUGGCAUCGGAUGGUUAAUCCGGCACAGUCCGAAUUUGAUUUCACUGGCCAUCAACGGAAACAAGCUCUCUCUUCCUUCAACUUCUAUGUCUCCUUCCUUCACAGUUGAAAGCUCCCUCGUUUAUGCCAAAGCUUUGUGCACUAUCGAGUUCUCUCAAAUGGCCCUUUCAGAUGAUCUACUCCAUUCAAUGUUCAAAGCUAAUCUUCCAUUGCAGAAGCUCGCAUUAUCCCGUUGCCGAGGAUAUACAUACGUCGGAAUAUCAUCCCUUCUGAGUGCAUACCGAUCUCUGAACUACUUAGAUAUAGGAGGAGCAGAUUUCUUGACCGACCAGUCCAUUACGGAAUUAUUCCAGUACCUCCAGAACUUGUCCUUCAUCAAUCUAAAUUCUUGCUCUCACUUGACAAAUUCGACUCUGUUCAACCUCGCGAGAGACUGUCCUUCACUGGAAGAAAUCCGAAUGGAAAGAACGAGUCUAGGAGAAGAGAAGUUCAGUACAGAAUUAAGGAAGAACAAUCAAAUUCGGACUUUGAAAUUGGCUUGGAACAAGUGUCUAAGCGACACAACACUGAAGAAGGUUGGCAUCGUUUGUCCUAACCUGAGAUCGCUUGACCUGAGCCAUUGUUGGAGCAUCACAGAGAAAGGAAUAGAAGCAAUAGGGUCUAGUUGUAUCGGGAUUAUGGAGCUAAAGGUGAAUGGGUGUAAAGAAAUGGCAAAUCUCGGAACGACCAUGGGAUUUUCCAAAUUGGAGUCUCUGCGAGCUGCUGGAUCGGGGAUGAACGAUGAAGGGUUGUCGAUGGUCAGCCAGAGUUGUCGUAGAUUACUGUGCUUGGACCUGGAAGGUUGUCUGGAAGUGACCGCGAAGGGGGUGAAGGAGAUGGUAGGGAACUGCAAGGGGUUAAGGGAGCUGAAUUUGAAGAAAUGUUGCAAAGUGAGCGCUGAUAUCUUGGCAUGGAUGAUAUUUUCAAGGCCAUCUCUUAGGAUGGUUGUUCCACCAGGUGGUUUUGUUCCCACAGAGAAGCAGAGGGACUUGUUCUUACGCCAUGGUUGUUGGGUUUGUAACGGGUAAUUCUGUUCUUCAUUUUCUAUCUUAUGGAAUAGAUUGCUUUUACUAGAUUACAGGUAAUUGAAAUUGUAAUUCUUCCCAUUUCCACAAAGUUCUGCAUGCCAGUUUUUGUUUGUAUUGUAUACCUAAUUUUUUUAGUAUAUUAACCAUGAUCAUAAUCCAUUUUUCUUUAUACCAAGUUUGGUAUUGGUAGGCAUGUGUCAUUACUAUGGGUCAAUGCUUAAUGGAUCUAAAACCAACCAUUUCCCACAA